Molecule: messenger RNA, 2559 nt
Organism: Schistocerca piceifrons (Central American locust)
Lineage: Eukaryota; Metazoa; Arthropoda; Insecta; Orthoptera; Acrididae
Exons: 7
Source: RefSeq, a predicted model, not a curated record
AUGAUAGGGAAGCAGGAGGGAGGGUGGCCAGGGAGAGGGCAGGGUGGCCAGGGAGGUAGAGGGCAGGGUGGCCAGGGAGGGAGAGGAGGGCAGGGUGGCCAGGGAGGGAGAGGAGGGCAGGGUGGCCGGGGAGGGAGAGGGCAGGGUGGCCGGGGAGGGAGAGGGCAGGGUGGCCGGGAAGGGAGAGGGCAGGGUGGCCGGGGAGGGAGAGGGCAGGGUGGCCGGGGAGGGAGAGGGCAGGGUGGCCAGCGAGGGAGAGGGCAGGGUGGCCAGCGAGGGAGAGGGCAGGGUGGCCAGCGAGGGAGAGGGCAGGGUGGCCAGGGAGGGAGAGGGCAGGGUGGCCAGGGAGGGAGAGGGCAGGGUGGCCAGGGAGGGAGAGGGCAGGGUGGCCAGGGAGGGAGAGGACAGGGUGGCCAGGGAGGGAGAGGACAGGGUGGCCAGGGAGGGAGAGGGCAGGGUGGCCAGGGAGGGAGAGGGCAGGUUGGCCAGGGAGGGAGAGGGCAGGUUGGCCAGGGAGGGAGAGGGCAGGUUGGCCAGGGAGGGAGAGGGCAGGUUGGCCAGGGAGGGAGAGGGCAGGUUGGCCAGGGAGGGAGAGGGCAGGUUGGCCAGGGAGGGACAGGGCAGGUUGGCCAGGGAGGGACAGGGCAGGGUGGCCAGGGAGGGACAGGGCAGGGUGGCCAGGGAGGGACAGGGCAGGGUGGCCAGGGAGGGACAGGGCAGGGUGGCCAGGGAGGGACAGGGCAGGGUGGCCAGGGAGGGACAGGGCAGGGUGGCCAGGGAGGGACAGGGCAGGGUGGCCAGGGAGGGACAGGGCAGGGUGGCCAGGGAGGGACAGGGCAGGGUGGCCAGGGAGGGACAGGGCAGGGUGGCCAGGGAGGGACAGGGCAGGGUGGCCAGGGAGGGACAGGGCAGGGUGGCCAGGGAGGGACAGGGCAGGGUGGCCAGGGAGGGACAGGGCAGGGUGGCCAGGGAGGGACAGGGCAGGGUGGCCAGGGAGGGACAGGGCAGGGUGGCCAGGGAGGGACAGGGCAGGGUGGCCAGGGAGGGACAGGGCAGGGUGGCCAGGGAGGGAGAGGGCAGGGUGGCCAGGGAGGGAGAGGGCAGGGUGGCCAGGGAGGGAGAGGGCAGGGUGGCCAGGGAGGGAGAGGUCAGGGUGGCCAGGGAGAGGGCAGGGUGGCCAGGGAGAGGACAGGGUAGCCAGGGAGAGGACAGGGUAGCCAGGGAGGGAGAGGGGGGCAGGGUGCCCAGGGAGGGAGAGGGCAGGGUGGCCAGGGAGGGAGAGGGCAGGGUGACCAGGGAGGGAGAGGGCAGGGUGGCCAGCGAGGGAGAGGGCAGGGUGGCCAGGGAGGGAGAGGGCAGGGUGACCAGGGAGGGAGAGGGCAGGGUGACCAGGGAGGGAGAGGGCAGGUUGGCCAGGGAGGGAGAGGGCAGGUUGGCCAGGGAGGGAGAGGGCAGGUUGGCCAGGGAGUGACAGGGCAGGGUGGCCAGGGAGGGAGAGGGCAGGGUGGCCAGGGAGGGAGAGGGCAGAGUGGCCAGGGAGGGAGAGGGCAGGGUGGCCAGGGAGGGAGAGGGCAGGGUGGCCAGGGAGGGAGAGGGCAGGGUGGCCAGGGAGGGAGAGGGCAGGGUGGCCAGGGAGGGAGAGGGCAGGGUGGCCAGGGAGGGAGAGGGCAGGGUGGCCAGGGAGGGAGAGGGCAGGGUGGCCAGGGAGGGAGAGGGCAGGGUGGCCAGGGAGGGAGAGGGCAGAGUGGCCAGGGAGGGAGAGGGCAGGGUGGCCAGGGAGGGAGAGGGCAGGGUGGCCAGGGAGGGAGAGGGCAGGGUGGCCAGGGAGGGAGAGGGCAGGGUGGCCAGGGAGGGAGAGGGCAGAGUGGCCAGGGAGGGAGAGGGCAGGGUGGCCAGGGAGGGAGAGGGCAGGGUGGCCAGGGAGGGAGAGGGCAGAGUGGCCAGGGAGGGAGAGGGCAGAGUGGCCAGGGAGGGAGAGGGCAGGGUGGCCAGGGAGGGAGAGGGCAGGGUGGCCAGGGAGGGAGAGGGCAGGGUGGCCAGGGAGGGAGAGGGCAGGGUGGCCAGGGAGGGAGAGGGCAGGGUGGCCAGGGAGGGAGAGAGCAGGGUGGCCAGGGAGGGAGAGGGCAGGGUGGCCAGGGAGGGAGAGAGCAGGGUGGCCAGGGAGGAAGAGGAGGACAGGGUGGCCAGGGAGGGAGAGGGCAGGGUGGCCAGGGAGGGAGAGGGCAGGGUGGCCAGGGAGGGAGAGGGCAGGGUGGCCAGGGAGGGAGAGGGCAGGGUGGCCAGGGAGGGAGAGGGCAGGGUGGCCAGGGAGGGAGAGGAGGGCAGGGUAGCCAGGGAGGAAGAGGGCAGGGUAGCCUGGGAGGAAGAGGGCAGGGUAGCCAGGGAGGAAGAGGAGGACAAGGUAGCCAGGGAGGAAGAGGGCAGGGUGGCCAGGGAGAGGACAGGGUAGCCAGGGAGGAAGAGGGCAGGGUGGCCAGCGAGAGGACAGGGUGGCCAGGGAGGGAGAGGGGUGGCCAAGAGGAAGAGAUGGCCAGACAGGGAGAGAGGGAUAACCAGUAG